This is a messenger RNA of Letharia columbiana, 1179 nucleotides long. RefSeq lists its product as uncharacterized. Lineage: Eukaryota; Fungi; Ascomycota; Lecanoromycetes; Lecanorales; Parmeliaceae. The transcript is spliced from 2 exons. The record is from RefSeq and is a predicted model, not a curated record. Gene Ontology annotation, molecular function: hydrolase activity, acting on ester bonds. Bases 1 to 1179 code for a protein of 392 amino acids.
AUGCGUGUUCCGAAGGAUGUUGAUGGUGCCCAAGAUAUGUACGAGUAUGUCCCCAAGGACUUAUAUGCUUCCUUGCGCAACCCUGCACUCGCUCUUCCACGCAGGGUCUUGAGCUUUUUGACUAUUGCGGUCCCCUUCAGCAUCUUCUGGUUACUGCUGUCCUAUGACCGCUUGCCAUCUUUUCUUUCAAAGGGAAAUGCAAGGACCACCACCACCACCCACUGGCACGGUUGGGCCAACGUGGAGAAUAUCAUCGUCUUCGGAGACUCCUACACCAGUACCGACUUCAAACCCCAAAAAGAACAACCCUCCCCCACCAACCCCUUCGGCAACCCCGCCCUACCAAAGUCCUCAUCCAUCGACCAGAAAUGGAUCCAUUAUCUCACAAUGACCUACAACAGCAGUGCCAUCCGGACCUACAACAUGGCCAACUACGGCGCCACGAUGGACGGCUUCGUCCGUUUCUACCAUGAGCACUUCAUGCCGCAUUACGGCAUCGCCAACCACACGGGCGCUGCGGGGUGGAACGCGACGAAUAGUCUGUUCGCUACCUUUUUCGGCAUCAACGAUGUGAGAAGGUGCACGGAUCAGCCCCUCUCGAAGGACGAUUGCGGAGAAAUCUAUGCGAGUCUCUUCGCCAUCUAUGGCUUCCUGCUCGAGCAGGUGAACAGCCCUCAUCCACGACCUCCAAUCUCAGAAUGGGAAUCAAAGCUGACCCUUCCGCAACAGCUCUACACCGCCGGCGCCCGCAACUUCCUCCUCCUCAACAUCCCCCCGCUCGACCGCAUGCCCUUCUCCCGCAAAUGGGGCCACCCCGUGCCCCCGCGCGCCGUCGCCGCCUGGAACGCCGGCCUCGCCUCCCUCGCGUCCGACCUCUCCCUCCGCCACGCCGACGCCACCGUCUUCCUCUUCGACACCCACGCCCUCUUCGACGAGGUCAUCGACGACCCGAAAUCCUAUCCCCAAACGAGUGGGUAUAAAAACACGACGGAUAAUUGCGAGGAGUAUAAGUCGGCGGGUGACAAGAAUGAUUUCGAUGACGUCUGUGGGAUUCAGUUGGAAAGGUAUCUCUGGCAUGAUGCGCUGCAUCCGACCACGGCGGUCCACGAGGCGAUGGCGGCGCAGAUUGCGCAGAUGUUGGAGGCAGGGCUGACGGGGAGGGGUGGGAAGGGUGGUUGA